Messenger RNA from Striga hermonthica, 426 nucleotides. NCBI's taxonomy places the organism in Eukaryota, Viridiplantae, Streptophyta, Magnoliopsida, Lamiales, Orobanchaceae. The record is from the annotation of a GenBank genome assembly.
GACUGCUAUUACAGAUUUGAUUCUAACUUUGUCUCAAGAAACCAAAGCCAAGCUCCUUCCAACAGCUCAGCAAGUGUGAAUGACAACAACCUCUCUUCAAUUCAAGGAUAUCCCUCAGCUCAUGUGGCCUGUUAUGGAUCUCAGAACAGUGACACAUCUCAAGAUUUCUAUUCGUAUCCUGACUCAGGGGCUACACAUCAUCUUACCAAUGAUUUGAAUAACCUCAACAUGGCCAGUGGUUAUGGUGGUUCUGAGAGAGUUCAAAUAGCUAGUGGUGUAGGUAUGCAUAUUGCUCAUCUUGGUAAUUCUUUGUUAAAAUGCCCUAUUUCCAGUCACCCUCAUACAUUUCUUCUUAAUAACCUCAUGCAUGUGCCACACAUCACCAAAAACCUCAUUAGUGUCUCCAAGUUUGCCAAAGAUAAUUCA